This is a messenger RNA of Lachancea fermentati, 2991 nucleotides long. Lineage: Eukaryota; Fungi; Ascomycota; Saccharomycetes; Saccharomycetales; Saccharomycetaceae. The record is from the annotation of a GenBank genome assembly.
AUGUCAGGAUACUAUGGUAAGACGUAUUAUCCACCACACUCGCGGUCGUCUAGAGGCUAUAGUUCUCAUGGACGACGUAAUGAGAAGCGAUACAACGGCCAUGGAUCAGGAAGCGGAGCGGCAAGACGCAAGAGCUACGCGAGAGGGGAUCAUUACCUAGCAGACGAGCAUAGAUAUUCGAACACUUAUGUGUCAUCAGUAGAAAAGAUGCAGCCAAACUUAAUCAGGCCCAGUCCGGAGUUGAGAUACGCAAGCGACAACUUCAAGGAGAAAUUUCACUAUUUUGACCCCAUCAAGAAAGUUUUAAUUCACAAAGAUGACAUGCGCUCCUGGGUUUCUGAUAAGCUACCUUCAACGGGCUAUGUAAUCGUACAGGAUAUGACUACUGGGCGAUCCAGACCGAUAAUGAAACAAAGACACCCAGAACAGAAAGCUACAGAUCCCAGGUCUAAGGAUAACGUAGUCGCCUUUCAGACAACCAGAAAGCUACGAAGCUGUCUAGUUCAGGUACCACGAAUUGCAUAUGAUGUCCAUUCUGUUGGCCCACCACCUCCCAAUGAAGUGGUGGUCUACCCUUUGGUGCGUGACCAAUCAAACUCUAUUCAAGAUAGUGUAAUAAAGGGCUAUUUUUCGGGUUUCGGAGAGAUUUCCCACUUUGAAUCUUUUAAUGACCCCAAUAGUGCACUACCACUCUAUGUCUAUUUAAUCCGCUUUACGGGCCCUCAGGGCAUCCUUGAUGCGCCUUACAGAUCAGUCUAUAAGGCUGUUAAGGCUCAUGAAACAAAAAGCUGCUUUAUUUCGGGAUUCAAAUUUGCUGUUGUUGCCAACAAGAAUGGUCAUGUCAAUAAAAUCAUCAACAAAUUAGUAGAUGAAAAUGCUAAACAAGCUUUAACAAUAAAGAAAGAAUUAGAACGCCAACAGAAAAAGAAUAGCGUUCAGACUGGUCCUCCUGCUCCGAAGAAAAUACCAAAGGAUUUAGAAAAGGUUGUGAAUGGCAGGUAUUGUUUGUAUGUCCCGAGGAAGUUCGUUUCGAUACAUGGGUUGAAGACAGAGGAUUUCAAGGUUAAGCUUGCAAAAUACAAGUGGUCUCGAGUGUUGGAUCAUUUUUCUGGAAUAUACAUCGUUUUCAAUGAAAAAACAGAUGCAUACGCAUGCCACGCGAUGGAGUCCGAAAAGCUUGUUCUGCUUUCAAGAAGAAAACACUCAUCCCUCAAGAUAAGAUUUCAAAUAAUAGAAGGGACCAAUCAACCAGGAGCCAUUUUUGAUAAGGACUCUAAAAAUGCUACUAAAAAGCAGUAUAACACAAAGGAUGAAAUUGUAGAUGCUGCUAUCGAUUACAUAUUGAAUGACUUGAAAGAUGCCUUAGACAGAGACAUUCGUAGGCGACUAAUAGGGCCUGCCGUUUUCGAUGCUCUAAACCCCCACAACUAUCCAGAGAUAGUAUCGAAGAGGGAAGAGGAAGAAAAAAAGAAGCUUGACUUGAAAAAAGCCGCCGAGAUAAGGCUUAAACAAGAGUCAAAUACAUCUUCUUUUGAUAUCUUCAAUUUGUAUGGUGCUGGAUUCGCAAAUAAGAAAAAUAGCCGAAAAGUUACACUUAAAAGGAAGAGAAACGAUGAAUCGGUGUUUGAAGACGGGAACAGCGCUCGUGAUUUACACGUCAAACGAAGUCAUGCGAGUGCCGCUAUGAAGCCGAUGGCCCACUUGUUGAAUGAAGAGUCUAUCUCCAGAGAACAAACUCCGUUCAUAGAUAGCGCGAAAGACUCUGAUCUCGAACUCUCAUCUUCCUCGGAAGAAAAUGACGAAUACGAAGAGACUGCCGAUUUCACCGACCACGCCGAUCAGAACAAAUUAAAGAGCGAGUCAUCAGAAGUCACUACACCUGAAUUAGAAACGGAGAAAUUCAUUCUCUCAAAUGCAAGAACUGAAGAGCUGCUGAAAAUUCCAGAAAAGUAUCGUCCAAAGAUCUCACCACAACCAGCAACUAUAUUCCCAGAAGAACCAUUCGAUCUUUGCCAAGACAAGAAACUAUCAAUUCUAGACCUACAGACAGCAAUCAAGGAUGACGAGGACAUGCAUAUCUUAAAUAAACUUGUCAAUUUUGAUACUAAAGAGAUUCCAGAAAAACCAGUGACAAACAUUGAUUACUAUAUGUGGAAGUUGAACAAGGAAUCUCAAAGGCGCAAUGAAGUAUUGGCCUCCCAAGAGCAAAUCAAUGAAGCUGGAUUUGAUAAUAUAUUAAAGAGUGUAUCAGGCUGCUUCAAAGCAGAUGGAUUUAGAAGAAUUCCGGAUAGCAUCAAGGCUUCAUAUCUUCCACAUCGUAGAAAGCUGCACCAGCCUUUGAAUACAGUACUUCACCAUCAGGACGGUCCUGAAACGACCUCUGAAAUGCAUAGAGAAGACUCUGAGAAAACUGAGUUCGAUAAUCACACGCCAGAGGCGACUUCAUCAAGAGUCAAUAGGGCAAUGAAUAGGAGGUUCCAGCAGGAUAUCGAAGCACAGAAAGCAAUAAUCGGUUCUGAAUCAGAACUACUCACCUUAAAUCAAUUAACUAAGCGAAAGAAACCAGUGACUUUUGCUCGCUCCGCAAUCCACAACUGGGGAUUAUACGCUUUGGAACCGAUUGCAGCCAAAGAAAUGAUUAUUGAAUAUGUUGGUGAGAUUCUACGGCAACCGGUAGCUGAAAUGCGGGAGAAGAGAUAUCUAAAAAGUGGAAUUGGUUCUAGCUAUCUAUUCAGAGUAGACGAAAACACAGUAAUUGAUGCCACCAAAAAAGGAGGCAUUGCAAGAUUCAUAAACCACUGCUGUGACCCCAGCUGCACGGCAAAAAUUAUAAGAGUUGGUGGGGGGAAAAGAAUUGUCAUAUAUGCUCUGCGCGAUAUUGCCGCCAACGAAGAGUUAACUUAUGACUAUAAAUUUGAAAGAGAAACUGAUGACGAAGAAAGACUACCUUGUCUUUGUGGAGCACCUAAUUGUAAGGGCUUUUUGAAUUAG